UUGAACAACACAUUCUAGGAUUAGAUCUUGUACAUUAUUCCGUACCUUGAUCGGAGGGCGCAUGUCUCACAUUACAGAAUUUAAUCUGCGUAACUGAAUGCCACUAUCGCCGGACCCUCUCGCUUGCACUGAUUCUCGCAAGCUUUUCUCCUCCUUCCGUGGCGGGACUUUCGGGAGUGUUUGUACACCUACUGGCGGGGGCCUAUCGAAAGGUACAUUAGUAUACGUUGGGAAGACAGAUCAUGGGAAAUUUGCAACUAACGAUUGUUGACUCGGAAGGGUAACCGAGCAACGACUGUCGGCCGCGGCAUCUGUCUGGGGAUAUAGUAAGGCACGUUUUCCUGAUAAAAAAAGCCGCAGUUGAAAGCGUGU
Molecule: messenger RNA, 372 nt
Organism: Radiomyces spectabilis
Lineage: Eukaryota; Fungi; Mucoromycota; Mucoromycetes; Mucorales; Radiomycetaceae
Exons: 1
Coding region: 98-271 (57 amino acids)
Source: RefSeq, a predicted model, not a curated record